Molecule: messenger RNA, 2591 nt
Organism: Haliotis rufescens (red abalone)
Lineage: Eukaryota; Metazoa; Mollusca; Gastropoda; Lepetellida; Haliotidae
Product: ultra-long-chain fatty acid omega-hydroxylase-like
Exons: 11
Coding region: 132-1736 (534 amino acids)
Molecular function (GO): iron ion binding; monooxygenase activity; heme binding
Source: RefSeq, a predicted model, not a curated record
UUAAGAUAAUCUUUUUUCUCUAUCACAGGGUGUUAUUCAAGACGUCGACUCCGCUAGACUACUGAGCGUAAUAGAAGACCCACAUGUAGACGUUACGUCACAACCAUUGACUGGGCACAUGAAAUAGGUAAAUGAGCGACACACUUUCUCGGUGGAGUUGGGCACUGGGGUGGCGACAGAGAGAGAGGCUUGUCAACAUGGACCCGAUGGAGCUUGUAUCUCGUUUCAAUCGUAAAACUGUUCUCCAGGCUGUAGGGACAUCUGUCCUCCUGUACGUGGUGUACCGCGUAAUCAGGUUCCUGGUCUGGUAUCGGCGUCUCUUCAGUUUCUUCAACAGGUGUCAGGGCGUCAAGGACUUCUCCUGGAGGACCGGCAACCUGCAUUUGUACCCGCAGGAUUUUGAGAAGCGUGCCCUGGUAGACAAGGAAUGGAUGAAGAGGUUCCCCAAGUACUGUAGGAUCUGGAGAGGGCCCCUCCUGCCUAUCAUCAGCGUCUACCACCCUGAUACUAUCAAAGCCAUCAUCAAGUCUGCAGAACCAAAGCCGAGGGGUCUUUUAGGCCCAUAUGAAUCAUUAGUGCCCUGGCUGGGGGAGGGUCUCCUGAUUGCGGGGGGACAACGCUGGUACCGAUCUCGACGCCUCCUCACCCCCGCCUUCCACUUCGACAUCCUCAAACCCUACGUCGACGUCUCCAACAACGCCAUUGACACCAUGAUGGAGAAGAUUGACAAGCACGUGGAGGAAGGCACCAGUUUUGAAUUGUUCAACAUGAUCAGCAUGUGUACAUUUGAUAUCCUGUUGAGGUGCGCCAUGUCUGUCGAGGAAAACAUACAACAACAGGGGAACACACAUCCAUAUCUCAACGCAGUCAAUGAAUUACUUACUCUGAAUGUAAACAGGGCCUUCAACCCAUGGCAUGCUUUUGACUUCAUCUUUUACAACUCCUCCGAGGGGAAGAAGUUUAGGAAGCAUUGUGACUUUGUACAUCGCUGGGCGGAAGACAUCAUCGACAAGAGGCGACAGACCUUGGAGAGAGAUGGACCCCCCAAGACCCGCUACCUCGACUUCUUGGACGUCCUGCUGAGUGCCCGAGAUGCUGAUGGCAAGGGCCUCACCCCGCUGGAGAUCAGGAAUGAAGUCGACACGUUCCUCUUUGAAGGUCACGACACAACGACCAGUGGGAUAUCAUGGACGCUGUUUACCAUGGCCUCCAAACCCGAGUUCCAGACCCGGAUACAGAAGGAACUGGACACACUGCUGGACGGAAGAGAGUCCAAGCACAUCACCUGGGAUGACAUCCCCAAGAUGGAGUAUCUGACGCGAUGUCUGAAGGAAGGGAUGAGGUUUCACUCGCCUGUUCCGGCCAUUCUUCGGAAACUGGAAAAUCCAAUGGAUAUUGAUGGAAAAGUCUUUCCAGUAGGAACCCUCGUCGGCAUUAAUAUAUGGAAGGUUCAUCACAACCCGGAAGUGUGGGAGGACCCGGAUGUGUAUGAUCCCGAUCGGUUUCUGCCUGAGAACAUCAAGAAGAAGGACACCUACGCAUACAUCCCCUUCUCAGCUGGCCCACGAAACUGUAUCGGACAACAUUUCGCCUUGAAUGAGCAAAAGGUCAUGCUUGGAAGAAUUCUUGAAAGAUAUAAGUUAGAGGCAGAUAUAAGCCACAAAGUCGGACGAAGGACUGCCGCCGUAAUGAAGUCCACUGAAGGACUGUGGGUGUUCGCCAGACACAGACACUGAACAUUCCAGCGGAACAUAUUGACACUGAACAUCCCAGCGGAACAUAUUGACACUGAACAUCCCAGCGGAACAUAUUGAUGCUGAACAAAUGAACCCUAAGUUGAAAUUGAAGAGAGCUGAAAUAGAUGGACAGAAAUUUUAUUGCACUUUAAUUGUCUUGGAAUUAUCACCAAUGUCCUGUAUACACUGUUUUGUCCAUACAGGUUCUGACUGUCUGGUGAAGCUGGUGCUGUGAUAGUUAAGCUGAUCAUGUGAUACACACAGUAAUCAUGACAUGAUUGUGCAAGUACUAUAUUAUUCCAGUGAAACUGUACUUUCUUUCUGUAAGGUUCCAUUGUCAUAAAUGUAUCAGAAGUGAUAAUCAGCAUUUUCCACUGUUCCCCCGAGCAAAUACCAUGUUUGCAUUAUGAAUGGUUCUUUUGCGUUGGGUUGUGUCACACGCAGAAAUAUCAGCAUGACAAUUCUUCGAACUGUCGAUGCAUAGCGAUUGUCCUAGUGACAUUGCAUUGCAUUAAGUUCAAAUAUCAUUGGUUAACACUGUUAUCUGUAUCAAAUCUGUCUUUAUGUGAAUGUGCAUGUUCAUGCAGUACCUAAGCAAUCCAGAAUGUCUACGCCAUAAGCUGGCAUCUUCUCGAGGCAAGAGAGUCCACUAUCCCGUCACCAGACUUUGAUAUAGACUAGUGGACACUCUUGUCGGGGAGAUGUGUGCUGGAGCUGAUGGUAUAUUGCUCGACAUGAAGGGGCAAAAUCACAACUGGAAAAUCGAAAUCAUCCCUCUUGUCGUACGGCUAGGUACAGAGGUUGUCAUCGCUUUGAAUAUAUAUGCACAUAUCUAGAUAAAACAUUAAAUAUUCA